AUAUAUUUUAAAUAUUUUAGAUUUUAAUUUGGACCCAUUUCAAAAUAAAUAAAAAUUUCUAUUUUAUACCUUAAUAGGAAGGUGCAAUUAUUUCAGUACUUUCUAGCUCUUUAUUGCCUAUCUCCACUGUUUUAUGGUCCAAAGCAACCCAAGCAUUAUCUUCUUCUCACCAAUACUUUACUAAUUCCUCCUCUACAUUUUCUCCAAGAAAAACAGAACAAACGUAUAGAAAAAAGGAACAAAGAUGGCUGAAGAGCCAAUACGUUUUGGCAUCAUGGGGUGUGCCAAGAUAUCAAAGAAAGUAGCAAGAGCCAUAAAUUUAGCUCCCAAUUCAACUCUCUCUGCAAUAGCUAGUCGUUCAUUAGACAAAGCCAAGCAAUUUGCUACUGCAAAUGAAUUGCCUGACAACAUCAAGCUUUAUGGUAGCUAUGAAGAACUUGUUGACGACCCAUGUAUUGAUGUAGUUUACAUGCCAUUGCCUAGUAGCCUUCAUGUGAAAUGGGCAGUGUUGGUUUCCAAGAAAAAGAAGCAUUUGCUAGUAGAGAAGCCCCCUGCUAAUGAUGUGGAUGAGUUGGAUAAGAUCUUGGAAGCUUGUGAAUCUAAUGGUGUACAAUUCAUGGAUGGUUCUAUGUGGCUGCAUCACCCUAGGACUGCCAGAAUCAAGGAGCUUCUUUCUGAUCCCAAGCAAAUUGGAGAAAUUCAAUUUAUUCACAGCACAUCUACCUUUUUAGCAGCUCCUGAGCUUUUAGAGAAUGAUAUAAGAGUAAAACCAGACAUGGAUACUCUUGGUGCACUUGGUGACUUAGGUUGGUACUGCAUUGGGUCGAUCUUGUGGGCCAAGGACUACAGACUGCCCAACAUAGUCAAGGCAUUACCUGAUGUUAUCAAAAACUCAUCCGGAGUUAUUUUAUCAUUUUCUGCCACCUUACAUUACGAGACGGACAUCCAUAAAACAGUAGCAAUAAUUUAUUGCUCUUUCCUCUCAUAUUCAACGAUGGACUUGAAGCUAGUAGGCACAAACGGAUCGAUCGAUCUCUUGGACUUCAUCAUUCCAUUCGAAGAGGAUUGUGCUUCCUUCGAUCACACAUUGCUUCCGAAAUUUGUUGAUCUCCACAUUGGGUGGAAUGUGAAACCUGAAAAGAUUAUGGUGGCUAAUGAAUUACCACAAGAGGCCUUGAUGGUUCAAGAACUUGCUAGGAUUGCUCAAGGUAUUAGAAAAUCUGUAUCCUCUCCUGAUAGAAAAUGGCCUGAGACUAGUAGAAAGACUCAGUUAGUAUUGGAUGCAGUAAAGAAAUCUAUUGAUCUUGGCGGCAAACCUGUUUACUUGUAAUUUACUCAAGUUAAUUGAGCUCAGUGUAAUUAAUUAAUUAAGCCUUUUUGCUGGAAAAAUAAUAGACAUAUUUUACCUUCAGCUCUUCAA
This is a messenger RNA of Ricinus communis (castor bean), 1420 nucleotides long. RefSeq lists its product as uncharacterized. The transcript has 2 exons. The coding region runs from base 245 to 1330 and encodes 361 amino acids. The record is from RefSeq and is a predicted model, not a curated record. Gene Ontology annotation, molecular function: nucleotide binding. Lineage: Eukaryota; Viridiplantae; Streptophyta; Magnoliopsida; Malpighiales; Euphorbiaceae.